This is a messenger RNA of Acanthopagrus latus (yellowfin seabream), 2304 nucleotides long. RefSeq names its product solute carrier family 50 member 1 (gene slc50a1). The transcript is spliced from 6 exons. Gene Ontology annotation, cellular component: membrane. Lineage: Eukaryota; Metazoa; Chordata; Actinopteri; Spariformes; Sparidae. Gene Ontology annotation, molecular function: sugar transmembrane transporter activity. Bases 179 to 838 code for a protein of 219 amino acids. The record is from RefSeq and is a predicted model, not a curated record. Gene Ontology annotation, biological process: carbohydrate transport.
UCAGAGUGCGGAAACACAGUGUACACUGACUGCAAACACGGAAACAGAGAGACAGAGACGUCAGCUUUGUUAAAUUCCUGCUGUAAUUUAAUGAAAUAUAAGCGUGCGUGGUUAAAAGCAGACAUUUCUCGUUAGAAACGGAACCGAGCCGUGCGUUGGUACCUUUUUCUCCUGUUCUAUGGAUUUGUUGCAGCUUCUGUCAUGGGCCUGCAUCGUGUUUACAGUCGGGAUGUUCUCGACUGGACUGACCGACCUGAAGAAGAUGAGAGAAUCCAAAAGUGCUGACAAUAUCCAGUUUCUCCCUUUCCUCACCACGUGUCUUAAUAACCUUGGCUGGUUGUAUUACGGGCUUCUGAAGAGAGAUCAGACAAUCGUCCUGGUCAACAUCAUUGGAGCUCUGCUCCAGAUCCUCUACAUCAUCGUGUACAUCCACUACACAAAACAAAAGAGGGUGGUGAUGUCUCAGGCCUUAGCAGCAGGGAUGGUGCUGAUCUGCGGCUGGUUCUACUUCUCAAUGUUCCUCCCUGAGGGAGACACUCGGCUCAGCCAGCUUGGCCUCACCUGCAGCGUGGUCACAGUCAGCAUGUACCUGUCCCCGCUCACCGACCUGGUAGGAAUAGUGCGCAGUGGUGACGUGCAGUGCUUGUCCUUCCCACUGACGGUAGCCACCUUGUUCACUUCAACUUCCUGGGUCCUCUACGGCCUCCAGCUGAACGACUAUUUUAUUGUGGUCCCAAACAUGCCGGGUAUCUUCACCAGCCUCAUCAGAUUUUAUCUGUUUUGGAGAUUUGCAUCUGUCAAUCAAGGCUCCCCGUCCUAUAAGCCUAUGCAUUUAUGAGAAUAUCAGGGGUGGGGUCCAGCUAUGAAAGACGAAAAGAGAUGACAGAUCUGCUGUCUCCAUGGAGAGCUGCAGCAGAGCGCUCCCGUCACUCGUCUUGUAUUUUUAAUCAAACAGAGAGACAGAGUUACAGGAGGAGCUGUUUAUGGACGACGCCACUGGCAAAAUGGAGUUCAUGUCUUGUGUUUGUUGAUCAUUGUUUGUUAAUCAUUUGGGGGAGGUAUAUCAGUUAUUCAGUUAAAGGGACAGUUCACCCCAAAGUCAAAAAUACAUAUUUUUCCUCUUACCUGUAGCACUAUUUAUCCAUCUAGAAUGUUUUGAUGUAUGCUGCUGAGUUUUGGAGAUACAGUAUCAGCUGUAGAGAUGUCUACCAUCUCUGGAAUAUGAUAGGACUAAAUGGCAUUCUGGCUUGUGAUGCUCAAAGCACCAUUAAUAAUUAUAUCUUGUCCACGAGUAGAGUCAUGCUAGAGGUUCCAUGCUAGAAGUUCCUAGUCCCAUGAAUGUCUCAAGGUUCCUAGGUGAAAACGAGGUUGUGAUUCGUGGAAAGAGACACUGCUGUUGAGUUUUUUCCAUUUGAUUUUUAUUGCCGUCUAGUUCCAUUAUAUUCAAGAGAAGGCGGACAUCUCUUUGGCCGAUUAAAUCAAUAUAGAUGGAUAAAUAGCACUACAUAGGUAUUUUUCAUUUUGUUGUGAACUGUCCCUUUCAGAAAAAAACACUUUAAUUAUUUCGUUUCUGGAGCUAUUUGUUAGAAUUGCAACUCCCCUCCGUGUCCUUCAAGUGCCUUCUGUUGGAUCAUAUUUGCUAUUACAGAUCAAUGGCAUUUGCUGAUCACCAACAUGUGGGGAGACUUGCCAUCUGUUCACAAUCCAGUGGAUGGAUCAAAUCUUCCUCCUCUCACACGAGCCAAAGAUUUUGUGGAGCUGUUACUUGUUGGCUGCUGUUUUAAUAUUACAUAUAGUUGCCAUGGUCCCUGAUACUCAUGUAUGGAAUAAUGUAGUAAAAAGUUUCAGAUUUUGUGCCACAUCUAGAUGAGGAAAUUAGGAUUUCAUAUCUCUUUAGAGCUGGUACUAAUGUCUCUAUUGCUCGGUUACAUAUAUUUGUUCAGAAUUGUUUUUCUAUAUAUAUAUUUUUUUUUAUACAGAAUAUGUAUGUUGGCUUACGUCCAAUAUAAAAUAUUGUAUACGCAUAUGGUGAAUGCUAUUUUUAUAAGCUCUUGUAUACAAGAUUAAUUGAAUAAGAUAUUAACACGGCAGGUUUUAUUUACAGGGAUGAAUGAUGUUUACCUUCCUGGUGGCUGGUUGUCAUGGAUAACAGAGUCUUGCUUGUCCCCUCAUUAUUAUCUGUAAUAAGGACAUAUGUUAAGCAAAUUAAACAGCUGAGAGUCAGUGCUGAUUCACUACACUUCUAAAGGAUGUCAGAUCUAUCAAGGUGACCUGUGAAUAAAUUUUUACUUUAACUAUCAGUUA